CCGGGGUUGCCGUUCCGGGGCGCGGAGUGGCGGCCGUCGGCGGAGCGGGCAAGAUGGGGUUCACGGUGGAGAGUCUGAAGGAGGCCAUGAAGUACAUGGUGGAGUCGCAGGGCUUCGACCGGGUGCUCCGCAAGAUGAAACUUCUUUCUGCAACUCCUGGAAAAAUUGUUUGUGAAAUGAAAGUAGAGGAGGAGCAUACAAACAGAGGUGGUACGUUACAUGGAGGUUUGACAGCCACACUUGUGGAUGUGGUGUCGACAGCAGCGUUGCUGUACACGGAAAGAGCAGUGCCUGGGGUCAGUGUGGACAUGAACAUCACAUACACUUCUGCUGCUAAGAUUGGAGAAGAGAUACUGAUUACAGCUCAGAUUCUGAAGCAAGGAAGAAAUAUUGCAUUUGCCAGUGUGGAUUUAACAAAUAAAGCAACUGGAAAGUUAAUUGCACAAGGUAGACACACAAAGUAUAUAGGAAGUUAAGAAAGUAAUUUAAAAAAUAAUAAUGCUGGGCUUAAGAACCCCAUAUCAAAUUAAUUUCUCAUUUAUGUAUUAAGACAUCAUCUGCACAAAGUUCUGAUAGUCUAUAUAAAGUGAAUUUGUCUCACUCACAUAAUAAAUGAACAAAUUUGGUAAUUACCACCAGAAUUGUUACAAGCCUAAAAUUAGUGCCUAUUUCGGGAUGAACAACAGAGUGCGAAAGCAUGGGGAUGCAUCUGGCUUUUUUUGGACAAGAUAGCAGAAGAGAGGAGCCUUUGGACCAGCCAUAUGGUUUACCAGCACGACUGUAUUUUAAGAGAUCGUUCCUUUGCCUGUGGUGUUGUCAUAUGACAAAGCAACCCUGUCUUCAGGGCUGUCACCGUCACAUUCAAACACCAGUAUGUAUGCUUACAAACUAAACUACUUGUUCUGUAAGAUAGUAGUACAGAGUACCUAUAAUAUAAUAUCAAAACUGGUUUGAAAGUAUAAAGCAGGCUAAUACAAAAUGUAGUUUACCAAUGCUGUAACAAAUUCAGAAAUAUUCAAUAAAGCCUUUUGAAACUA
This is a messenger RNA of Falco peregrinus (peregrine falcon), 1037 nucleotides long. It is a transcript of the gene ACOT13, whose product is annotated as acyl-CoA thioesterase 13. The transcript is spliced from 3 exons. The coding region runs from base 54 to 476 and encodes 140 amino acids. Lineage: Eukaryota; Metazoa; Chordata; Aves; Falconiformes; Falconidae. The record is from RefSeq and is a predicted model, not a curated record. Gene Ontology annotation, molecular function: fatty acyl-CoA hydrolase activity.